Messenger RNA from Brugia pahangi, 684 nucleotides. Lineage: Eukaryota; Metazoa; Nematoda; Chromadorea; Rhabditida; Onchocercidae. The record is from the annotation of a GenBank genome assembly.
AUGACAGAACGUGCUACGAAAUCUGGUUUGGCGUUAGAAGCGCAGCGUAAAAUACGUGAAAAAUAUGAUAGUGAAUUGGCUGGACAACUUCUUGAAUGGGUUGCCCAGCUCACCGGCAAAAGUUUUUCAACCGAUGGCGAUGUUAAAAAUUUUUUGGGGGUCUUCAAAGAUGGUACGGCAUUGUGCAGCCUUGCAAAUGCCUUACAGCCAGGUUCAGUGAAGAAGAUUAACACUAGUGCAAUGGCUUUCAAACAAAUGGAAAAUAUUUCAUUCUUUUUAUCGUUCGCCGAGAAACAUAUAGCUAAGUCAGAACUUUUCCAAACAGUUGAUCUAUUCGAAGGUCAGGAUCCAAAUGCAGUUGUUGUUUGCCUUUCAUCAUUGGCCAGAAAAUCUGAGGAACUGUUUGGAAAGCCUGGAUUAGGCCCAAAAUUUUAUAUAAUGCAAAAUGCAGGUGCAGACUCAUCGCAUUUAAGCACUUCUUUUUUACAUGGAGUGCAAUCAAUGACAGUUUUAGCAUACAUGAAACUCAACUUGAAUGUUUCAUCAGCUGAGGCAAAAGGGGAGAAACGUGAAUGGUCGGAAGAAAAGCUUCGAGCUGGCGAAACGAUUAUUGGACUUCAGAUGGGUUCAAACAAAGGUGCGAAUGCAUCCGGUAUCAACAUGGGUAACACACGUCAUAUAUAA